Messenger RNA from Cyprinus carpio (common carp), 3313 nucleotides. Its product is annotated as rho guanine nucleotide exchange factor 9-like. The record is from RefSeq and is a predicted model, not a curated record. Bases 744 to 2330 code for a protein of 528 amino acids. The transcript is spliced from 11 exons. Lineage: Eukaryota; Metazoa; Chordata; Actinopteri; Cypriniformes; Cyprinidae. Gene Ontology annotation, molecular function: protein binding; guanyl-nucleotide exchange factor activity.
GAAAAAUAAGGAGGUUGGAGAGAGGGGAGGGUGGAUAUACACGAGCUGAAUAGAGGUCACGAAAGCGCGAUGUGACAUCUCGACAAAGUGAAGUAUUCGUGUUAUUCACCUGGGAGGCUGCGAGUUAAUGGACGCUCCCCCUCGCGCCGCUCUCCGUCCGCUCGCGCGGAGAGACUCGCACCGUUCCAGUGCUAUGGAAACUGGAGAGAUGGAGCGAGCGCGCGACAGAGGGGGAUACCCAGCACCUCAGCGCCGCCUCGGGCAUGUCAAUGACGUUGGUAUAUUUUGCGCUCUCCUAAAUGUGUCACGGUGCCCGUUAGAAACUGUUCACCUUUAAUUGAAGCGCGACGUAGGUGCGUGCGCAAAAUCCGUUGUGUUUUCUGCUUCUGUCGCUUAGUCGUGGUUGUUUCUGAGGCGAGUCCGCGUUUUCUCGUUUAUUGAUUUUAAGCGACCGGCAUUCCGUAGUGAAGUGCUGGGGCGCGCGCACGCGUGCGUCCGUUUCAUUUAUUUUGACAGACAUGAUCAUUUGUGCGCAGUUUAUCUGUCAAACGCGGAUUUCGGGGUCGAGGACGAGAAUUGCAAGCUAGGCCGGUGAUGACGCUGUUCUGGCCUCUGUCAAACGUUUGAGAGGAUAAAAACCUUUAAAAGCCGCGAGGGGUUGCGAAGGAGGCCGACGUUCCGUUUGACAUUUGGUCAGCGGGGGCUCUGUAGUGAAUGCCGAGGCAGUAUGGGACCAUGUGACCAUGGCUGACCGAGAGCUGGCCUUCAAGGCUGGCGAUGUCAUAAAGGUGUUGGACGCCUCGAAUAAGGACUGGUGGUGGGGUCAAAUCGACGAGGAGGAGGGCUGGUUUCCUGCCAGCUUCGUCAGGGUGGAGUCCCACCCCCCUCAAACCAAACAGCUUUUUUAUAUCAACCCUGUCGCUGCAUCACGCCUCACAAACACCACAGCUAAGUUAUGGGUAAAUCAGGAGGAAAACACUGUGGUCGAGGCUGCCGAAAGCUCCAGCGAGGUGCAGAAUGGCCAUGCAGAGGCCAGUCCGAACCCCAGCACCAACUGCUUGUGUCUUGGCCAGCCCACUCAGAACCGGGACCAGAUGAGAGCCAAUGUCAUCAAUGAGAUCAUGAGCACAGAACGACAUUACAUCAAACACCUGAAGGACAUCUGUGAGGGGUAUCUCCGUCAGUGUAAAAAGAGAAGAGACAUGUUUAACGACGAUCAGCUGAAAGUGAUCUUUGGAAAUAUCGAAGAUAUUUACAGAUUCCAGUUGAGUUUCGUCAGAGACCUGGAGAAACAGUUUAACACGGAAGAACCUCAUCUCAGCGAGAUCGGACCUUGCUUUUUGGAACACCAAGAUGGAUUCUGGAUCUACUCAGAAUAUUGUAACAACCACGUGGAUGCCUGCAUGGAGCUCACACGUCUCAUGCGAGACGCACGAUACCAGCACUUCUUCGAAGCUUGCCGAUUGGUUCAGCAGAUGAUCGACAUCGCCAUUGAUGGCUACCUGCUCACACCAGUCCAGAAAAUCUGCAAAUACCCUCUACAGCUGGCAGAGUUACUGAAAUACACAGUACAAGAACACAGUGAUUAUCGGUAUGUGGCUGCUGCGCUAGCUGUAAUGAGAAAUGUCACUCAGCAAAUCAACGAACGCAAACGAAGGCUUGAGAACAUUGACAAAAUCGCCCAAUGGCAGGCCUCGGUACUGGACUGGGAGGGUGAGGAUAUUCUGGACAGGAGCUCAGAGCUUGUGUACACUGGGGAGAUGUCCUGGAUAUAUCAACCAUAUGGGCGCAGCCAAACCAGAAUCUUCUUCCUAUUCGAUCAUCAGAUGGUCCUCUGUAAGAAGGAUCUCAUUCGCCGUGAUAUUCUCUACUAUAAGGGUCGGAUUGAUAUGGAUCGUUAUGAGGUCAUUGACGCAAUCGAUGGCCGAGAUGAUGAUUUUAACGUUAGCGUAAAAAACGCCUUCAAACUGGCCAACAGAGACACAGACGAGAUCCAUCUGUUCCUGCCCAAAAAGCUGGAGGAGAAAAUCCGUUGGCUUCGGGCAUUUCAAGAAGAAAGAAAGAUGGUCCAGGAAGAUGAGAAGAUUGGGUUUGAAAUCUCUGAAUAUCAGAAGAAACAAGCCGCCCUGACCGUUAGGAGAGUCACCAAACAGAAAGGUGUGGGCCGGUCGGGGCCCCCAACAUACCCACCUCCUUCGGACCCCAUGAACCCUGGGCAAUACCUCCUCCCUGAUGGCUACGGGCAGGCGGAUGGAUAUGAAUACGAGCCCAAACGCAGCACAUCUCCCUUCUGGCAGAACUUCAGUCGGUUAGCUCCCUUUAAGAAAUAGAACACACAUCCACCAGGGGUCGGAUACACCAGCCUCUGUAUACUUGGAAAAGCACUAUUCUACUUAAGAUACAUCUGCGGGACUUGAGGAGGACCGACACACACACAAACUACAGGAGAGAGGAUGGACCUCGCUUUGAUGGGGUUUACCAGGCGUAUUUCUUUUACUAGGGUUACGGGGACACCUUGCUGGGCUGGCUGCACUGAAUACUGCACCCGACAUGUUGUAAUUCACAGAAAAAAAAAUCACGCAAACACGCACACAAAAAACAUACAUUUUAUUCCUCGGCACUCUCUUUUUAGAGAGGUUUUAAAUCAUGAAAUAUGGAAAAUCUCUUAUGGUUUCUUCUUCUCUAUACAAAUCAACAGAUUUCGAACUUUCACCGUUUGAAGCACUAAACCACGGUAAUGACUCUUGCUCUCUAGCGCCGCCCUGGUGUUCCUCCCUGCACUGUGACUAUUCGGGGCAUUGUCUCUCACCCAAUCUCUCUUUUUCUCUCUCGAUCUUAUACUCCACAUCAUCAUGUGUUUUUCCAACAGUUUAAAGUCCGGUCAAAGCUGAAGAUUUUUUUUUUCCUGGACAAUUUCUCCUUGGAUGGAACCUGCUGCACUCUUUAGUUUGUUUUGCAUGAGAUUCAGUUCAUUGCAGAUAUUUUUAUUUGUGUAAUUCUAUUUGUACGGGUCUCAGAGAACAGUGGAUCACGAUCUGCAAAUUUGUCGCGCAAGUUGCUUUCACUGGUCAUGGUCUACUGGAAAUACGGAUAUUGGAACAACUUUGACAUUCAGAGAAACAUACAAUCACUCGAAUUACAAGUCAUUUUGGUUUGCUGGAGCCUUAGAUACCUUGAUUAAACUACAGACCAGAGAAACCUGAAGGAGGAAGUGUUUUCCUCUGAACAGUGGACCUCUGUAGCGUGCUUACAUCAGAGCCUUGUUUAUCCUGAGGUCUUGGUCUUGGUUUCACCAUUGUUUCCUCUCUCCCGU